Messenger RNA from Opisthorchis viverrini, 9665 nucleotides. RefSeq lists its product as hypothetical. Bases 1 to 9279 code for a protein of 3092 amino acids. NCBI's taxonomy places the organism in Eukaryota, Metazoa, Platyhelminthes, Trematoda, Opisthorchiida, Opisthorchiidae. Gene Ontology annotation, biological process: positive regulation of GTPase activity; small GTPase-mediated signal transduction. The record is from RefSeq and is a predicted model, not a curated record. The transcript is spliced from 43 exons. Gene Ontology annotation, molecular function: guanyl-nucleotide exchange factor activity.
AUGACUUUGGUCAGUUCAUCCCCGGAGCCACUUAACAGUUUGACUCAUACGACCGCUGGAGCCUUGCCUAAACCAAUGGCCCAAGGAUGGGGCUCGUGCAUUCCCGAACCAAUAGAUUAUGAACACUACGUGUCGAACCGUAAAAAUUCAAUCAUCAACGACCCACACCGUGAGCUGAUCUUGUUCCCCGUCGACGACUUGCGACUCAUCCGACUGCCCAACACGCACCGAGUCUCCGAUGCAGGUGUUCCUCCAGAUGCGUUGAGACCAGACGCACUUAUCAGCAGUCCAUUAGGUCGGCAUACCAUCGCAUUUCUGGCCAAUAACGAAUGGAUCUAUGUGCAUCAGCCUUCGGCGCUUUACCGCGGACAAUGGUGGCAACUACCUCGAGACAGCACUGUCGAGACCAUUCUCGGUCCCUUGUUGAAUCACUGGUUUUCCGUGGACCAACUGGAUGCUCCAGAUCAGAAGGUGGGGUCGGAGGUGGGUGGUUGGGCUAUUUCCAACAGGGUAAGCCCCAGUCAUGCAUCCACACGUAUUACAAACACCUCCGGCUCUCGGCCCUGGACGGCGGCAGUGGUUAGCAGUCGUAGUAGACUGGAUGGGGCACAGGCUUUGGAUCUCCUGAAGACCACGACGGCUACUGACGCAUACGAAUCUGGUGGGAGACGUUUGGUACGGGGCAAGACUAAGGUGACCGCGGUUGAUCAGCCAUCUUUGUUGCGUGAUGGGGCACUGGAUGAUACUCCAACUCCUGCUGGAGAUGAGCCCACCAUCACAGACUCUGUAUUCUAUUCGGAGUGUGCACUGGCCGUUGGUACUCGUGAACUCUACUCAACCUAUUUGCGCAUUCGGGAGAGUGAUUUGGCCACUGGACGAAAAAACAGCAAUGCUGGUUCGGAAGCCAUCGUCCUAGAGCCGUACUGUUUGCGUCGGUUGCAGGCAGCCGACCUAUCAGGUCGCUUGACCACUGUCGAUCGACCCCCAACUUCGUCCCAGAAGUCAACAACGACCGCGAGUAGUCCAGCUCACACGCGUCUCCGUGAAGGUCUCCAUGUGAUUGCACCAGUGGGUUGGAGAGCUUUUUCACAUUCAACGGAUUCUGAAAACUCCACUGUAGUAUUCCUAGAUACAAUUGACGCCGUUCAUCCCAUCGGGGAUAAUUGGCUCAAACUCGAUCGUUCUUUGGUCACCCAACGGAAGCUUCGUUCGGAUCAGUCGUCCGAAGUUUUUCUCUACUUUGAAACGUCUUCGGCCGGUUCGGAAACGCGACAAACAUGGCUACGCCUUAUUCAACGAGCCCUGGCCGCCGAACGCUCUUGGCAACGGUACGGCUAUAACCGACCAUUUGACUAUUCAGCAAAAGUUCCGGCAACCAUAACAGAUCAGUUGUCCAUCCCUACUGGUGACACCGUGACGGAUCAACAAAGGUCGGUGGUUUCGUCCGAUCAGUCAUUCGAAUCGAUUUCUGUGCGCAACGCGCUUCAUCGAUACGCUCAAGAAACGGAAUUCCUCAUCAACCACCAACGUCAAAAGGACCGGUUGAAGCUAAUCACAAUCUACCCGGAAAUUAGGUUCACCUAUGACCAAUCGAUGACCGUCGCAGUCGAGCGGGCGCGUGCGAAAUCUUCCGUCUUUCCACAAAAUACAGGCAUGGGCCUCUGUGUAAUGGAUUCCCGGACCGGCCGCAGUGGAAGUUACUCAUCAAAAGACGUUACCGAGUCUGCUAGGCUUUCAAAGACUGUGGUGCCUUUUCCCGACCGAACGGCCAACUUGUGCUCGCGCCGGUUUCUGGUGACAUGCCUCAAUCUGAAAUCCAGAGUCCAAGCGGUGACUGAACAGAUUGAUUCGGGAACAGCAGCGCAGCUGGACAAUCCGGAGCCAUACUUUGUAACCAUGUUCCUUCUGAACACAGCUGACGGUCGUCGUGUAAGCGAAGACUUCUAUUGGAACCCUAACUCACAUUUGGUGGACUGGAUGAUACCUGCGGAGCAGUUUGCAACUGUCGCUUGGGCUGCUCAUGGACCUGAAUUCCAACAGCAACCUCGCAGUUCAAUUUCGGUUCCGUCUCAGAGAUUGUCACGCGCUCAUCCCCAACCUUUUGUAGUCACCCCCCUUGGCCAUUCGAUCAUGGUCCAACCAGGAGGAUUGAGUGAGUGUCGAUCGGCCAUCUUUUCCGUUCCACAAGCCAUAUCUACACCUGGUAGCAUAUACCUAGUGGUUCGUGUGGAUAAAGUAUUGAACGGACCCAUCAACGCCGCUGUGGAGAAAUACACCAAGGCGGCAGGCAGUCAGUUGAACGCUGAAGAAAGGUUGGGUACGACCGCCAUAACGGAGACCAAACAGUCUUCAGCUUUGCAUCGAUCAAUGCUCACCUACUGCCGUCAUUUAGGGCGCUAUCGGAUGCCUUUUGCUUGGGGCGCAAGAUCGCUCACUUCUCAGUCCCAUUCCAUUCCCUUGUUUCGUAUGGAUCAAGCCAAAUUAGCCGAGGCUAGUUUUAUCCAACUGAUCCAGUCAUUUGCUCGAUUCGCCGAAUGCAACUCGUUGUUCACCACUGGACUUUCGUCAAUCCCUGCGAGUAGUGCAUGGUCCACUCUGGCCAAUGGCAUUCCCACCGUCUGGGAUGAUUCGAGGCAGGAUGAGCAUGAAAUGGUUGAACGGUAUUUGAAACUGCAGACAAUCCCGAUCCGUUUGGAUGUCGUGGUUUCCGAACUGACCGAACAAUCAGCGAGCGCUGGUUCACCCUUGGGUGGCGCCACCCUGUUGACCGCAGACCUACUUCCCCUGUUGCCAAGCUGUGAUGUGAAUGGACUGAACUUUUCGCUACCCUCAUUCCAUCCACCGCUUAGGCCAAACGAAAUCAUCCGGGAAGUGGAGCACUGGUGGGAUUUCGGUAUGCCUGCCACCAGUCCUGCCGCAGUGCCGUCGGACAGCGCGAGUGGUACAAUUGUGGAGACAGACAUCAACUUAACGUCAGGCGGCACCUCUUCCUUAAGUCGUGCUACAAAACUGCCUCAUGCUUUGACCUCCGGUUCCACUCGAUCAUUCACCCGUGAAUCAUCCAACCUAUCUGUCAAUCUCCAACUUCCCUCUUCUGUGACUGGCCUCCAGCCCACACAGGACACCUCGGCAGUCACUCAGAGUAAAGCCAACUCUCUAGAUCGACCGCCCGCACGCUCAGGUGCUGAUGCCACCAAUCGACUCUCGGGACAUUAUCCUCUCGAAGUGGUCCCGUUCACCACGUUUUUGAACUCCCUGUACAUUUCUCCGAAGGUGCUAAAUCUCGCCGGAAAACAUGGAUCUUCUCGAGCUCGCAAUUUGUCCUGCUUCAUCGAGCUUCGCUCCGCGGAUGAUUUGCAACCUUCGUCCGCCCUAAAGGUAUUCUAUUCUCGACCGAGCACACGUCAACCACCAUUCGAUUCGUGGUUCAACACCGCCGUUCUCUACCACGAGCCGUCGCCACAAUUUAAUGAUACAGCCAAGGUAUCCCUUCCGCUCCAUCUAACUCCGCAGCAUCAUCUCCUUUUCCGGUUCUACCAUGUCAGUGUGGUCACUGCCGGUGGACUCAGCUCCAAAGAGCGUCCCUCGAGUAAAAAGCCCCUGGAAUCUAGUGUGGGUUUCGCAUGGCUCCCCAUACUGGGUACCGAUGGAAACCUGAACACCGGCAACUUUCAGUUACCUAUCUCGAGCGAUCUUCCACCUGGUUAUCUGAAGUUCUCUUCGUCUCCGCAGGCAAGAGGAUCCCUCCACACUUCAUCUCCUGUCGGCACCGGUUCAGACUUGGGAGUGAACUGGUUGGAGAACGGUAAACCCCUGUUCACGGUUCAAUUGGAUUGUCUCUCCUCGGUCUACACACAUGACGCCGUCUUAUCGCGUUUCUUUCGUACCUGCGGUGAACUACUUCCUCGUAUUUGGACCCUUCCGGUCGGUUCUGCUUCUGUGGCCGCUGCCACAGCUGGUUCCAAGUCCAAGGCAACCCGCGUCACCUUCCGAGAGGAUCCUUUGGAACAAACUUCGUUCCCUGUUCUCCCAGUUGAUGUUGAACGUCCCCGUCCAUUUCGACCGACUGAGACCGCCUGCGGCCUGCAUUUGUGUAACGCUGUGAAAGCCCUGCUGCUCAUCGAUCAAACCGCUCUGAUGCACUUCCUACCCGCCAUUUUGUCUCAGUUCAUGGAGAUCAUCAUGGUGAGCGCAAACACCUCUCAUCGAUGGAACAGCAGCACCUCAACGAUCGCGAACGACGGAGAUUCGGUCGAGUGGUUGAGCACAUCGAAGCACAGCGCGAACAGUCCUACCCCGAAUGACAUUCUAAAAACCACAACAGGGACUAUGGCAAUGUUACUAUCGGAAGUGAACCGCUCGUGCUCACCCAAAUCCACAGCGACCGUCCUUGGUGGAGCGCAGACUAGAGAUAUUGGCCUAAGUACGACUUCUCCGAGUGGCUUUCGACAUCACCUACUCAAGUCUUAUGUAAAGUUUUUUUUUGAUGCCGCUGCGAUCACUUCCACCAGCAUCAAGAUAUGCGAGCAAGCCAAAUCUGAUAUCGAUAAGGGUUUCCCGGCCAGUCUACCCAUUCCACUGCAUCAUGCUCUUGUUCGUUCCCUUGUCGUGACGCUGGCCGAUGUUAAUUUGGCUCAUCAUAUACUGACACAUUUCUUCACCAAUCUGUGGUUUCCUCUCGCACUCGUGAGCAAGGCGAUGGCACAAUAUUUGAUCAGUAGUCAGAAAAUUAAGUCGGACCGUUCGAACGAAUCUCGCUUCACCACCUCGUUCUCGGACGAUUUGGCAUUGCUGAUUAAACUCAUUGGAGCUCGUUUGGCGCCGUUCGAUGGGAGUCCUAUAUCUGCGACGGCCUUAUCCUGCCAGGUUUCACUAAGUGGUGAAGAUCAGCGUGACUCAUCUCUGACACGAGCUAUCUUUCGAGAUGUACCGGGCAACCGCAAUAGCUCGACAAGUCUUCCGGUGGAUGUCAAUCGCGUUACCCAACAACGACAGGCUGUCAACGUAGUUUUGCUCGGUGAGGAAACCAAGGACGUUUUGCGAACGAAUACGCUUCAGUCGACUACCACAACGGAUCAGCUGGUCGCGCAAGCUGGUCGUAUCUCAUCGCUUGGUUACGAGGUCAAUGCCUGUGCGGUGAUGGGUGUAACAGCACGUUUUAUUGGUCAUCUGUUCAACCUGAUGGAUCGUGGUUACGUGAUGAAACGGAUCCGUGAUUUGUUCAUUUUAUUAGAAGUUGGCCCUCGAAUGCCCGUGAAUGUGAUCGAUCGGCGGAACGAAUUACGCUUUCAACUGCUCAACUGUCUUUCUCAACACGAGCAUUUCGUCCAACUCAACCUUCCCACUCUCAAUCCUUACCAUGGGACAGGUCCUCCGGUUCAUGACCUUCGUCUCACCGAACGAUUUCUGCAGGAACACUUCCUUGUCGGAGCAAUCCUCUCAAGCGUCAGUUGUCUCUUGGCCGGCUGUGCUGAUACGGGCAGCUGGGCUGCUGGUGGUCCGCCCACUCAGCUACACCGACAACCGUUGUGUAUACUACGUAAUCUGUUGGCAAAGCACACACUCGAUCCGAGAUAUGCCGCUUCCAAGCAAUGCCAGGCACGCAUUGCCGCCCUGUAUCUCCCGUUGAUACCUUUGGUCCUGGAUCAUUCCGACGUGUUUGGUCCUCCGGGUGGUGGUCUCAAAGCGGCCGUAUUGGCUGCGGCCGCUCGUGGUGAAUUCCGGGAUCAAGAGACUACGAACUCUGUCGCUGCGUCUGAGCGAAGUCGCCGGAAAGGUGUGGCGAAUCCCAGUUCACAUCCAUCUGGUAGGGUAUCUACCGGUCAGAAUCAAUCAAGGCCACGCAGUAUCGUCAGCGACCUCUCCUUGGAGACGUUGGCAGCCGGGAAGAGUUUGCACUCACUGUCCAGCGGUGAAUCCGCCUCCAUAUCGGAUGGCAGUGGAGGUGGAUCAAUUUUCGAUGGAUCUGUGGCUUUGAGCGCCGGAAGUUCGUCGUCUGCCGCCUAUCUGACGAAAGAUGAUAAAGUUGCUCCGCAUAUUCUUGAUCGGAUCGCUGGCAUGCCUUUGCGGAACGCACAAUGGCGUCGAACACGUGACGACUCCAGCAGCACAACCAACGCCCAACCAUCCGAUGGUGACUCUGUAGGUCGUCUGCAAAACAGUCACACAGCCUCCAGCCACACCGGUAGCACUCUGACUCUCACCGGCCUGGAUAUGGUCAACGGCGGAGGUUCUGCCGGUGACCCAGUCGCAGAUGACGAAGUUAGUGUCAGUCAAAUUGCCCCUGUUCGAUCUCGGCCGAAUAAACUUGAGUUUGAUACGAGCAUUCGUAUGGCGGAUGAGUUUCAUGAAACUAACAAUCGAUCGUUUUCCUGGCACCUCGUCUUCCAAGGUCCGGAUCAGGCGUGGAGCAACCAAGUGCUGGCCCUCGUGGGUGUCCUUGCCAACGGUCCUCAGAAUCGUCCCUCUCCUCCGGCACUAACUUCGGAAAGCUGGAUUCAGUCAAAUGGACGUUCCUUAAAUGGAGAUAUGAACCAAUUGACUUCCACCCACACGGCCCCUGCCCAAAACCAACCGCAUCAGCAUCGCUGCCCGACAGGUGUUUCGGGCGCCACAUCUAUCGGCCCACGACGUCUGACCGACAAGUGCCAGCGCGAGCUCUUUGUCUGUGUCCUUCAUAUCCUUUCCGUUGUGACCGAGGACCAGCUGAUCUCACUCUAUCGGAACUUUACGUCACAAGAGCGUAUCCACUUUCUUACCAUUCUCAACUACUCCGUGCAACAUUUGCGAUACCGCGGCAAAAAGUGCAUUCUGAAUUAUGAACACAUAAGUCGGAGUGCUGUUGGUCGUUCAAAUAUAUCUGGGUCUUUGAAGCGGUCCGUUGCGCGUUCGGUUGUGGAACCCCGAAACGCGUCUGUUGGCCCCACCUCGGGUCUCAUGGAUCCGGACAGUUGGGAAUCGGAAAGCACUGACUUCAAAGUUCUCCUGGAGGCCAAUCUGGCGACGGAAGCGGGGCUGAUUGUCUUGGACCUGCUGCACACGUUCAACAUUGUGUUUCGGCAAGAACUGGAAACAUGCAAGCCCAACAAUCCCAUUUUUAAAGGAAUUCUGGAGGUAUACAUUUCUCUACUGAUGCAUACACCGUCCGAUCAUCUGAUUCGUCACACAUUCGCCGCCUUGAGGAUGUUCGUAGGUCGGUUCGCAAAGGUCCUGUUUUCCGAAUCCACUGAAAUCCUCAAUGCACUCUGUGUGGCUGGAUUACGUUGCGCUAACCAAAAUCUGCCCCAGCCAGUUAGCUCCAACAGUACCUGUUUUACCGAAGCAUCGUCGACGGAAGACAUGGUAACCCGAACCGCCAAUGUGACAUGCCAGAUCCGGAUAGAGGCUUGCAGUUUCUUGUACAAACUCUGGAAAACGAGCUUUGAGACCUACGGAACCUCGGGCUUUCAUCGGGUACACCUCCAGUCCAUCAUCUCUGUAUCGAAGCUGGUCAGCGAAAUCCAACCCGGCUUCGAUGCAAGUUUGAGCCUCCUUCACAGCUUGGUGGAUACGGAUAUGACACGUAGUCCUCUAGGGCGAGAGGACACAAAAUUCUGGACCAUGAGCAAUACGCGUACUCUCUUCUUGGAUGAGGUGAAUGAUUUGCUCCGUCGAAUUCGAACGGUUCUCACGGCGACUUCGGAGAUGCGUCGACACAGUGAUGAUCCCGAGCAGCUGGUCGAUUUGCACUAUUGCCUGGCGAAGUCAUAUAGCAGCAAUCCAGCCCUCCGGCGCACCUGGUUGGAAGAGUUGGCGAAACUCCACAUGAAAACGCAUAGCUUGGCAGAACUGGCCAUGACGAAACUGCACAUAGCGGCACUGAUGGUUGAAUAUCUUCGCAGACGAGGCGAUUACCCGCAAGGAUGUGAAGCCUUUGAAGUAAUCUCUUCAAACAUUUCACAUGAAGAAAACGGUCUUCGAACUGACUCUGCUAUGCUGGAAAUCCCGUACACUCAGGAGGAUCUGCUUGUCGACAUCAACGAGGCUGCUGCCACUCUUGACAAGGCGGGUCUGUUCGAAGCAAUUCGACCCAUCUACUCCCUCGUGUUGCCCGUUUAUGAAGCACGCAAGGACUACGUCGCAUUGUCGCAAAUUUUUCACCAUAUCGGGGAUGCUUACCACCGUAUUGGCAAUGCGGAGUCCAAUGGGCACAGAUUGUUUGCGACCUACUUCAGAGUAACAUUCUACGGUCACCUGUUCGAGUCGUUGUGCGGAAAAUCCUUUGUGUACCGUGCAAACGCUUGUCAAAAGUUGGAUGGCAUAUGCAGCGAUUUGCUCAAACUGUUCCGCAACAAACUGGGUAGCAGUGCCGUCGAUCUACUGACAGACCAUACGUUCAAUCGAGAUGCGUUAGAUAUGAACAAGGGUUACAUUCAGAUAACCUACGUAGAACCGUACAAGCCGAAAACAGACUCCAGUAAUCGUCCACUCAGUGCUUACGCGAAACACCAUGACGUUCGACAGUUCAUGUUCGAAACUCCGUUUGUUCUCAAGCCAGGUUUGUCAGCGACGGAGAGCUUACAAAUUGAUGGUCCAAAGAGGAGUGAGGAUCUGACGCUACAAUGGAAACGUCGGACCAUACUCACAACUGAGGCCUCUUUCCCCCAUAUCCGACUUCGUCUCGAAGUAGUUGAAAUGUCUGAGACAGACUUAUCACCGAUCGAUGGCGCGAUCGACGCGAUUUUCAGUAAAAAUCAAGAACUACUGAGUCACGUCACCACGAUUUCGACACCCUCCGCGCAAGUUCUCGAUAACGCUGGCGACGGAUGUGCAGAGCGGGUCACCGUAACCUCUAUUGGCAUCAAGUCCCCUGUGCAAGGAAGCCUGGCUCCAACCUCUUCAGAAUUUCGAGGGAUCCCCCUACUGAUGGAUAUGCAACUCCAAGGCGCUCUGCUACCCACCGUCAAUGCUGGUCCAAUGGCCUAUGCGGAGGCGUUUUUAAAACUGGAAAACCAAUCUAACUACCCCAAAGAUAAAGUCAUUCGCUUACGAGAACUAUUUUUCGAAUUUCUCACCGUUUGUCUCGUCCUGCUUUCGCAAUAUCAACGCCUCAUGUCCCCAGUUCAUAUCGAGAAGUACAUGAUGAUGCGGCAAUCGCUGGAUCGCUAUCGCGUUGAUUUGAGCAAUUUGCUCAAGGAAGAGGUCCUUGUCGAUGAAAAACGACUCGUCAUUGGCCCCAGAUCAGCAACCGCUGAUCUGCCUCCGACUAGUCCGGGAUCGAUGUGCGUGAACGAAUGCUAAUGUGUAUUAGGACCGGUUGUAACAUUGGCUUUCGCUGUACAUCACUGUAUCAUAUGAUUAUAUUUUUCUGAUAUUUCGAACCUUUCAUCGAGCAACAGGCUUGCACAUUUGUUUCCGCCUCCUUUUUUGGCCUUUCUGUUUGUUUUUCUGUGCAUAUAAUUCAAUUCGAUUUGUUCUUUUUUUUUAAUCCUCCAUAAGUCUAUCAUCGCGAAAGCAGUAAUGACCUUGGAAUCUGGAUUCUUUUGUUCCACCCCGUGGUGGGCGUCACAUUUUGUGCUUACCGCAAUGGAAGCCAACUGCUUCCCUUUCCACCGCUUGAUUAUUUUUCCUGCCUUCAUUAGCCCUUGUUGUGUUUUUCAGAACAGAUGAAUCAGCGCAAUGCCCGC